Molecule: messenger RNA, 9680 nt
Organism: Xyrichtys novacula (pearly razorfish)
Lineage: Eukaryota; Metazoa; Chordata; Actinopteri; Labriformes; Labridae
Source: the annotation of a GenBank genome assembly
GUUUACAGUGCGCUGGACUUUUACAGAGUUCAGUGUUGUGCGCUCUCGGUGCGUCACACGCUCAAACCCUCCACUGGAAGCGCACGACUCGAGACUCCUCUACAUGCGAAUACAACCAAGACUCCUGCGCCUUCUCUCCGAUCUCAGCGGGCUUCGUUUCCUCUGCAGGGCUGCUUGAUUUCGCUUCUACUUGUGGCUGCUGCACCGUAGGACUGAAAUGGAUGUCAUCCCUAUGUGUAGCAUCUUCCAGGAGCUCCAGAUCGUGCACGACACCGGAUACUUUUCAGCGUUACCGUCUCUGGAGGAGUACUGGCAGCAGGUAAAGAGAGUUUCUUCUUCUCCUCCUCCGUCUGAGUGAAGGCGCAGUUUGACAGAUCGUGCGCCGUGCGGGGACGAGUGCGGGGAAUGUGGGGAAUUUGAGGGGAAACUUGCGCCGCGGUGACAGCGCGAGGGGAGACGUGCAAAUGUCAGAGUUGUUUACGUAACUCCGGGUUUGAUUUGGUGCAAAAGUUACAAAUCGCCUCUUUAAAAGGGGAAGUGAUGCAAGUUCCCUGAAUGACAGAUCUGUUUCCAUUUAUUCCACUUUGAAUGAAGCGACUUUUAAACUCUCCAAAUUCAACUUUUCCUCCUUUUUCUUCACAUUUUAAAACAGAUUUUUUUGUCUCCUAACCCUCCGAAUCCUCAUUUCUCUGUUUCUCUUUCUCACAACGAAUGAAGAGCUGUCAGUUUCCUGUCACUAAAACACCUCUGCGGAUAUUUUCAGCUCAUGAAAGCAGAUCGUAUCGGUGACAAAAUAAAAACACGCUCAGCUGCAGAUUUAGCAACUGAAUGGCGAGAGAGCCGUGCGUCUUUUACGCGUAUCUCUCUCUCUCUCUCUCUCCCCCUCCCCUCCUCUCUUUCUCUCUACCUCUGUGUGUGUGUGUGUGUGUCUCUCUCGCUCUGUCACACAAACACACACACACACACAGAUGAGAGAGUGACAGACCGAUAAAGAGAGAGGGAGGGGGGACGAGAAACAGAGAGAAAGAAAGAGAGAGAGAGAGAGACUGAUUUCUAUUCCAAUUUGGCUCGACAAAGCGGCCCCCUGGAUGCCAGAACAGAGGAGUUUUAUACUGGAAACGAGGGGAGGGCGAAAGGGUUAGGAGAUGAAAUGAAUUGGCAACACGCUUCACUCUUCUUCUUCUUCUUCUGUCUCUCUCUCUUUCUCUCUUUCUCUUUCUCUCUCUCGUCUAUUAGAUCUCUUCAGGCUCAGGGCCAAGUCGCCCUCCCAGGCAUUUAAAGCUCGCCUGGGAUUUCUCCAGCACUGCUGACGAGAACCAUUUGUCUUGACUGCGGUAUCUCUCAUUACCAAAUUACUACGAUGUUCCCACAGUUUGUCCGUUUGACAUGAAAAACUCUGUUUCUGGAGGCUCUGAGGACUGUUUUGAUUCCUCUCCUCUCGCUUUAUCACCUGGUUUCUCUGCGAACUCUGACUCUGGAGUCUCAGACAGUCUCAUUUGAAUAUUUCCAGCUGCUCCAGGAACUCAAACUCCUAAUAAGCUUUAAGAUUUUUCUCCCCCUCUUACCUAACUUGUUAAUCAUCCUCGCAGAUUUAGCGUCUGACCCAGAGACGGGGGGCCAUAAGUAGUCCACCCACUUCUAUGAAAGUACCGUUUGGCGUUUAAUUGUGAUCUGCUGUCGUAUCUGCUCUCUGUUCAGGAGGAAAUAAGCCCACAAUCCGCUGCGGCUCUUGCAGUAUUCAUGCCAGGCUUUUUAUGGACCCCCAUGAACCAGACCUCCCUCCUCUCAGGUCCCCGGUGUGCUAUGUUAUUUCUAGCGAUGCCUCCGAAUGCAUUAUUAAAUCCACAUUAUGCUGAAUAAUUGAUAGAUUUAAAAGAUCUACAAGCACUUCCCUAACCCAGCGAGGGGGCUCUGUAGCAUAUGCAAAUUUCAUGACCAUCCCCAACACACACCUACGCCGCAAUCGCGCACGCUCACGCCGGCGUUGGCGGGUAAGAGCACCUUGUUCUCGCAUGCUUUCAGAGGAAAUGUGGCGCUUGUAAUCUUCCCUGAUGUGGCCUCAGAGGGCACCCUCCGAGCGUCUCUCCUCUGCAUAGGACAUUGUGUUUCCUCUGGUUCCUGCCGGCUGAGAGGAAGCGGGGCCAUCAGUGUUCCAGUGUCACGGCGUUUCCUCCUCUCAUGCUGCAGCGGCUAAGAAUAACCUCAGAGUAGAGUAGAUCACCGGCGUUUGAGCUUCCCGUAACAACAGAUCUGUUUUUAGGAGGAGGUUUCAGGGACUUUCCGCUCGAUUUGAACUCACCGCUAUCUCCUCUCCCCUCCUCACAGACAUGCCUGGAGCUGGAGAGGUACCUCCAGAGCGAGCCCUACGUCUCUGCCACCGACCUCAAGUUUGAGAACCAGGAGGAUCUGUGGAGCAAGCUGAUGCUGGCCUGCGGGGACAAGUCGAACGAGCAGGACCCAAAGAUCCCCCACAUCAAGGACGAGGAAGACAAUCAGGACAUCCAGCACCUGGACGCCGGCGGUUUCAACUCCGACGCCAGCAGCGAGGCCUCCGACAGCUCCGAGGAGCUCUCCCCGACCCUCGACUUCUCCUCCGGCUCUUUAAAUGACAUACUGGGAGACGCCGGCGAAGACCUGGGCUCGGCCAUCAGCAGCACGCCGCCGUCCUCUCCCGAGCUGGGCAAGGAGGGCUCUGUCGCCCAGGUGUGGAGCGGGAUACAGACUGUGCUGCACUCGCCGGGGAAAAUAAGGACUGGGGGGAUGGAGAGGUCAGGGAUGACCAGCGGGGAGGGGUCUCCGGACGGCAGGAGGCGGGUGCACAGGUGCGAGUUCAACGGAUGCAGGAAGGUGUACACCAAAAGCUCCCAUCUCAAAGCACACCAGCGCACGCACACAGGUAAGGAGGCACCACAGUGACGAGUUUGAGCUUCAGAUCAGAGAGGAGGAGGAGGUGGGGGUCAGGUACGGUGGCCCUGGAGGUCAAACACACAGACAGUUUAAAAAGAUGGACUGAAGGCAAAAACACUUAAUGUGUAAAUGUGUUCAAAUUUUCUAAAAAACUGAAAAAUGAAAAAGGAGUUCACACUAACGAGGCAAAGUCACGUUUUUAAAAAACUCAAUAAAAUAUGAGCCACAAAGAGCCUGUCACAUAUUACAGUCAAUAUUCAAAAUGUAAAAAACAAAUUAAAAAAAUUCAACAAAAACUAUAUUAAAUUUAAAAAAAACAAUUCUACAAAACCCCCCAAAAAUAUAUUUUUUUAAAAUUACAAAAACUAAAAAAAUGCCAGAAAAAAAGUAAGGAAAAUUUUGGAAAAUAAAAAAAAUAUAUUAAAAAUUUCCCCCAAAAGAUGUGAAAACCACAAAGAAAUUUGUAGAAUGUAAAAUUAUACUUUAAAAUUUAAAGAUUCUUUUAAAAGAUACCAAACUUUUUCAUGGGGUUUGAAAAAAUCUUUAAAAAAUGUCAUUUUUUGUAAAAACAUGAAAAUAUUCAAAAAAUUUAAAUAUAUAUGUACAUUAUCUUAUCCAAGAAAUUACUGCCCAAAACAUAAAAAAAUUAAAUAAAUGCAAAAAUUUUUUUUUUUAAUUCUAUUUUUUUUUAAAUAUGUCAAAAAGAUUGGAAAAAAAACUGAAAAUUUUACUCAAAAUAUUUCAUGCGAAAGAUAUUUCACUAACUGGAAAAUGACUUUAAGCUAACACUUAAUUUUUUUUUACAAUAAGUAAAUAUUAAGACACUAUGCUUACUAGUUAAAAUGGCCUAAAAAUGUUAGGAAAUGCCAAAAAAACAUCUUCCCAAACCACAAAUAUGUUACAUAACCUGAAAAAACUUAAAUAAAAUCAUUUUCAAAAAAUCCCAAAAGUUUGUUUUUUUUUAAGUAGGAACAAAAAGUUUUUAGUAUUUUGUCUUGAAAAUGUUUGUGUGGAAGUUUGAUCUUUUGGAAAGUGUUUAAAUGUGUGAGUAGUUGACCUCCUGGGCCUCCGUAGCCUUCCCUCACAGGUUCUCUAUAAUAAGAUGUUUUUGCAGUAGUUUUGUUUCAAACCUUCAAAAUAAGAGCGCGUCAAAGCUGCUCAGGUGUUGUUUUUGUGCUCUUGACGCUGAAGACCCUCCCACAUACUUUGAAUAGUUUGUCAGGAGGAAUGCCCUCAACUAUGACCUAAUUCACAUAGAAGAACGUGACUUCAUGCAGGGGGAAGGGAGAAUAGGAGAGAGAACAGGGAGGGAGGGACAGGAGGGGGAGGGAGGCUCCUUUGUGGCCGAGCAGCACCCAAAGGAUGUGGAUCCUGCAAACAAAUCAACAGUUCUCAGAUUUCACCCUGGGAAAACUCCGAGUCUCAGCCGCUCUCCGCUCACAACAAAAAAAAAAGAAAUUAUGGGAAUCUGACAUUUGCUGUGUUUGGUCCCGGGUUCAAAUGUGAGCAGUUUCCCCCGUGACCUCUGACCUCUGCCAAGCUGUGCUACCCAUUAGGAAGAAAAAAAAGUCACAUUCCUGGCAUCCUUGAGCCGUCCGUGUCGGCCACAUGGUUAAUGGCCCUCAGGAUCAUUAGGAACAGUCUCUAUUUUCUCCUGCAGCUCUCUCUCUCCCUCUCUCUCUCCCUCCAUUACAUAAGCCGUCUACUCCAGCGGCUCCUUACAGCUGCAUACCACAGCUCUCAAGACCCACAAGGCACGAGGUUGUUUUUCUCUUCAGCUCACAGCAGUCAGCCCAAUCUGCUUAGCCGAACUGGUUCAGGAUCCUGUUUCCCUGAAAUCAGCACAGUAAAGCCUCCCAAGAUUAGACAGAAGGACAAAUAUUGACUACAUAUGUAUGUGAGGGGUUGACUUUCAAAAUGUCAAAUAUUAUGAGGUCUAAAGAGUGUCGAGGAACUGGAACUGAGUCUGUUUCUGAACUUUGUCAAAUCGGGUUUAAUCACACUGAAUCUGACGACGGACUUCCCUGUCUGCGAAUCUAGAAAUCUAAAAGCCACAGUGACCUUUUGAGGUUAAAAACCGCACAGGCACCCCCCUGCAAACCGCUAAUUCUUUGCCAACCUUGUUUUCUGCGCAGGUGAGAAGCCCUACAGGUGUUCAUGGGAGGGCUGCGAGUGGCGCUUUGCACGAAGCGACGAACUCACCAGACACUUCAGGAAGCACACUGGAGCGAAGCCAUUCAAAUGCAGUCACUGCGACAGGUGAGUGUGCCGAUCUUUCUCAAACACGGAGCUGUGCGUGUUUGAUUUUACGGACGCAAGUUGAGGAAAAUUGAGCGCCAAGGAUGGGCUGAUGAAACCGGGUCGAGGUCAAAGGGUUCGGAGGAAUGAGAACUGCGAAUAAGUGGAGACCUCUGACACAGUGACAUAUUAUUAACGUGGUUCAUGUCGAGCAUAAGUAAACGGUUAGCUAGCUUAGGAUGUCCUCUUUCUAUCCGUUUUAAUAAAUGUUAGAUCACUACACUGCCAUCUAGUGGUCAAGAGAAUGUCCACAUUAUUGCCAAACAAAGUGAGAUUUCAGAGGGCCAUGGUUGUAAAUCGAUGAGUUUGGACCAUAGACUGUAUAAACUAUUGACGACUUGGUUCUGCCGUCCGCCAAAUUACGCAUUUGAAGCCGAAAAGUUCUCGGUAAUUCCGCGUUUUCUCUCCACUUCCUGAAACCAACAUUGCGCAGUAGCGUUGUACGCAUUCGGCGGGAGAAUCACAGAGAGUCGCUGUGAUGACGCUCGGCACAAACAGCGUAUCCCCUAGAUGAGCUAUGUAAUCUUCGUACGCCUAUAGGCUGUAUUUAUGACCUAUACUGCAGCCCGUCACCAGAGGGCGCUGUUCUCGGAGUGGCUUCACCCAGUGAGGAGGCAGACGGCGUCUGAUCUAUAUACAGUCCUCUUUUCGUUUAGGCCGAUUUCUAUCUGUUUUAAUAUAUAUUGUACCUUUAGAUAGCUACAGUGCCAUCUAGUGGUCUGGAGUUUGUCAACAGUAUCACCAAACAUAUCGGAAUGUUAGCACUCUAUGGUUGUAAAUCGAUGAGUUUGGACCUAAAGUGGGUUGUGAAGGUCUCUGCUGCGCCUUUAUUUUGGCGGGUUUGAUGUCGCACACUUGCAGUAAUACUGUAGUUCACUCUACCAACAAUAGGUGGCACCAUCGCAGCCUAACCUUGGUUUUAGAUUGGAAUAAGGAGGUGUUGGUGGGUCGCAAAAAGUGUCGCAAACACGUCACAUAUCGUGAGUUUUAUCGGCAGUGAUUUAUCGUCUGUUUCUAAAUGUCCCGUCUCUUCCCUCUCAGGUGUUUCUCUCGUUCGGACCACCUGGCACUUCACAUGAAGAGGCACAUCUAGGAUGGCCGGCGUGUCCAGAGCUCUGAGGGAUGAUUCUGGUUGAUUGUCCUGACCUGUGGGGGAUCAGCGAGGCCGGUGUGUCCUGGGAGCGUUAACAGGGGCACGGCCGUGUUCCAGUCAGUGGAAAAAGAUGAAGCAACGCAGGCUAUUAUUUGCACCAUACUUAGUGCCUCCAACACCUCGCUGUGGAGAUUUGCUCUUGAAAAGGCUUUGGAGGGAGAGACUUGGAAACAUCUGGGCUGGAGACGAUGGAAAGAGACUCUUCUGUAUGGUGUUCAACGCUUUUUUCCUGGAGGAUUACGGGAGUCCUGCGGUGGCGCCCUUCUUCCCUCCAAUGACAGUGUGUUUGCCUGUGCGCAUGGGGACUGUGAGUGCCUGCGACUGGAUGCCUGUGCUGGCUUUCUGGAGUGGAUGGAGCUUGCAUCGUGGAACUGCGAGUGAAUGACACAGAGAGGAUGAGGAUGAUGAUGAGGAUGAUGAUGGUGUCUUUUGGGCGGGGGGAUGCGUGUGGUCUCACUGGGAGUGAAUGCAAGCAUUAAAAAGGGGGUUGUGUUUGUGCUGUUUGGGUCUGUCGGCUGCGGCGUUUCCGGGGGGCGGGGAGAGAAACGGGGGUCGUUUUGAGGAGCGGAUUAGCUCGAGCGCGCCCGCGGAGGAACCGCAGCUCCACGCUCAAACAUGAGAGGUCGUUUUGUUUAGUGCAGCUAUUAAAUGUGCAAUGUAUUAUGUAGCCUGUCUCAAAACAUACAUGCUAUAAAGCUCAUUUUGUUGUCCAUUGUGUAAGCUCUGUAUCUAAAAAGUAAAAAAACAAAAACAAUGGUUGUACACAAAAACAGUUAUCGCCAUUAUAACAGACGUUGCAUGGGAUCUGGGGAUGUGUUGCUCACCUGUUUGCUUAUAGGACAACAAAAUUUCCAUUCGAGAGCAGCUACUUUCAUGUAUUAUCAUAGUAUUGUACAAAACACAUAAGGCAGUCAUUUUGUUUUUGACUCGUUUGUCGUUUUCUCGAUGAGUUGGGGAUACCACUAUUGCUCGGCAACUGUCUUGAUCAUGGGAUUUUUUGGUUUCCUUUUCCUUCUUCUUUCUUCUUCACUUUGGCUCUUUUCUCUGGUUUCUAUCUGUAAAUGCACUGUUAACCUUACUGAUGCCUUAUGUAAGUGGCCUUGUCCUGUUUAAUAGAUCCUUCUCUCACACACAGAAACACACCAAACAGAGGGGGGGGGCAGGGGCGGGGGGCUGCGAAUGCACUAGUGCGGUAAUGAAUUGCUUUACAAAAGGCUCCGAUCCAUACAGUCGCACCUUUUUGACUCCUCUACACUCCUAAAUAAUAAAGAAGAAAACAUAUAUCAGCUUCAGAACGACUGCCAUCUUGACAUCUUUGUGCAUUAUUUGUCGAAUCUAUCAUAUAUCGAAUCGCGUUCUCUGAAAAGACCCGGAAAUGUGGAGCACUUAGUAAUCUGUUAAAGUUUUACUACUAUGUAGUAUAAAGAGGCGUGGGCGUCUUGUGCUGUCUGAGGUACAGAGUCUUGGAAAUAUGUUCUCAUGAAAUGUGGCAUGCUCAGUCAAAUUGGGAUCAGCGGCAAACAAAACAUUGACAGUACACCGAGUCCGCUCGGAUCAGCUGAUGUGUCGGGAAGCUUCUAGUUUAAACAAUGACGACAUUCUCAGCCAUGAGUCUGUUUUCACCUGGUGUGUGUUUUGGCGAGUCUCGCCCUCGGGGUGAGUCAGUAUCUUUACUCAGUCCUGGUUUUAAACAACCCGUGAUCUGAAUAAACGGUACCGCAACCGGUCGGACCAGCUCAGCGAAGGCGCGCUGCAGGUCUAGAGGUUUCUGUCUGUGUCUGCGGGUGAACUGAGAGGAGACCUGAUCUGUGUCCAUCUCACUUUAUGCAUGUUUUUUACUUCAGUUACUGUACGCGACUUCAACGCACUCCGCCGUGGGUUGAUAUAACUCUCCACUCUCAUAUCGAUAUCCCUUUAGUUUUCACGAACUUCAUCACUUCUUUGUACGAUUGGAAAAAAUUCUGAGUGUCUUUUUUUUUUUUUGGUUGGAAAGUUAAAACAGAUGGCAGCGUCGGAGUGUUUCCUCACGAUUUAACCGAAAGGAAGCACAGCGGCCCGAGGAUAGCGCCUUGUGGAACUCCGUAGCUAAUGUCGAGGUCAGACUGCAGAGGAGGCAAAUUACAGAGCCAUAAAUUCUUACCAUGACUUGACGAACAGAGGCGUCCGACUAAUUGGAGUCUUACAGAAAUCUGAUUAUAUUCAUGUUCGGAAAAGCCGACUAGCGGACUAAACUUAGCCUUCGGUUUGCUAGUUUGUGCCCGUCCCACAUAUCAUCAAAAACUAAUGAGCUAAAUACACCAUUCAGACCAAAUCUGGUUUUUGAACCCGGCUGUAUUCGUGUUUAAUUCGUCUGUAAAGAUCGGCGUCUUUGAAUGGGUGUGUAUGUGGCUUCUCUGCUUUUGGAGCCACCCUCUAGUGGACGCUAAAGGUACUGCAGUUUUAGCACUUCCUCAUUGGCAUUUCAACUCGGACAGAAAACAUAAUAAAAAAACAGAAACAAAUCUUCAACACUCUUGUUCGUGUAAAUUUCAGCCAGACUGUGCUAUCGUCAUGUAGUCUGACCUCGGCCUACGGCGUGUUUUACAGGAUCAAUCUCGCUGACAGUUUUACUUUAACAACUUUACAGUAAACCGAGGUCAUCGUAAAAUGACAUCCAAACACUGAGAAAUGACGAACUUGCCGAAAAAUGUACAUUUUAAAAGAGAAUUUUGUAAGGAAGCUUCUAUUUUGAAAGGGUAUGGGACCAAAAACAAGUGCGGUGUGUUGUUUCUAAAGAGAAGAGGCUGAAGAAUUAUUGUAAAAUAAUCAAACUCUCCUUUCAGCUCCAUUUGCUUCUGUAACAUCUUUGUUUUUUUUCCGUUUGUUUGUUUUUUAAUUUGAUCCGAGGAAGGUUGAGCAAAUGUUUGUUCGAAAAAAAAGGCAUCAACUGCGUACACACACCUGUGGCCUAUCAUCUUUCAAGAAAACAAAAACAACAACUUUAAAAAAAAAACACAAAAAAAAUACUUUUCAGACGUGAAUUGUUCUGGACACUUGAAUUGUCUUUUUUUUUUCAUUUUGGUGCCCGUUAAGUAUUAGUUUUUUGUUUUUUAUUUGCCAUGUGAUUCUUUUUCUGGAUUUUUCAAAGACCUGCGAAGACACCCUAUCUUUAGCUAAAGAAUCUUUAUUGGAUAAACACGGAGAUAAAAAUAUGAGGCUCUAUUUUUAUUUGUUUUACCUUGCAUAACAAGAUUUUUUCAUUUGAAAUUGUUUUGUAAAAUAGUUUCUGUAUGAAUGUAUUUUUUAUUGGAAAAUGGAUAAAAAAGAAUUUAUUGGAUCUACA